Molecule: messenger RNA, 797 nt
Organism: Corticium candelabrum
Lineage: Eukaryota; Metazoa; Porifera; Homoscleromorpha; Homosclerophorida; Plakinidae
Exons: 1
Coding region: 80-538 (152 amino acids)
Source: RefSeq, a predicted model, not a curated record
ACAAGCAACUAUAAAUUUUUUGAAGCAACUGAACAAUGCAUCAAAAACAUUUAUAGUCUCUGUGAUAUGUUUCUCUAACAUGGCACAAGUUACCAUAGACAGUGGAGACGUAGCAACUGCUUGCCAACAGCUGUCGACUACUGAGUGGACUGAAGUUGAACACAGCGGAACUCAGUAUAUCCCUGCUAUUGACCAAGUAACGUUGAUCCUAAGGUCUCGUCAAAGUUUGAAGAAACGAGACGAUCCGUUUUAUAAACCGGCAAUCUUUUUCUUGAGCGAUGGCCAGACGAAUGAAACGGACACAGAUACUAUAUACAUGUAUAGUAAGGUGAGAGAGCUAGUUGAACGAUACGACGCUACAUUUAGCACGUGCCUUUAUGGGCCUGACAAAGAUGGCGCUCGAGAGACAUUGCUAAAAAUGUCAGAGAGCGGACCUGGAAAUUUUUAUGAAGCUCCAACAGGUGAAAAGCUGCAAGAAGAUCUUAACGAUUUCAAAGCGUCUCUCUACAAGACACGAACUAUCAGUGGGUACAAUUGAAUGAGGGCAGAUAGUGUAUUCUAGUAAUACUUAAGAAGAACUGCGUUACUAGUGAAACUAUUCUACUAAACAUUUUACGAUCUAUUUUUAAUGUUUUGUUGACAUUCUAUCACUAGCCUUUUAUCAUUUAUAGUGUGUGUAUAGAUGUUGCUAAUUGGGCUCGUCAGUUGUGCAUAACUGAUUUGUUGCACUGUGCAUGGCGUUUGAAGUAGCUGACAAGAAUGUUUUUUAAGUUUUGUUCAUUCCUUUCUAAUAUAUG